AUGGUUGUCAAUGGCCUGGACCUGAAUUAUCUUGGUGUGAGCAAUGUAUGGAAUAACGACCUGGGUAUGUUUUGCUUUGCUGCAGAUUAUGAAGACAUUGAGCUGAUAACAACAGGUCGAGGCUUUGAGAAACGGCGCAUCAGCACCAAGGCCGACGAUCCGAAGAGUGUAACCGAGGCAGUAGUGUCACUGGUUGGACAGUUGAAUCUUUCCGAACAAAAGGGCUGCGAGACUGCAUACCCAGAACACCGUCGGCUCUGUCUCCGUCUGUGUGGCGCGACCCAGUCACACCGUGAACUGGAAGAACUGGUGAAGAACCUCUCUGCCGACAACCAGCAUACCAAAGCAGCGGCAUUGGCUGUCUUCCAGAACGAGCCCAAGCUCGCAUACCAAGGCCUUCGCAGCCACGAGCCCACCCAAGCUCAUAAGUUGCUCGCGAUGGCGAUCGCAGGUGCUGCGAAGGGAGAAAAUGAUACGGACUGGGAAGAAACCUGCGCGGAGAUUGCCAAGGAGCUCACAGAUCCGUAUUCAAGAGCGAUUCUGGCUCUGGUGAGCAAAGGCGACUGGAACGCAGUCAUCAAGGAGACCACACUGCCCCUGAAAUACCGCGUGGAAGUGGCACUCCGCUGGCUCCCUGAUGACGAGCUCACCACGUAUCUCAAAGACGCCACGACCGAAGCAAUCCGCCACGGCGACAUCGAGGGCACGGUGCUCACUGGCCUGGGCCAUCUCGCCAUGGGUUUGUUCCAGUCAUACAUCGAGAAAUUCAACGACGUCCAAACCCCCGUGCUAGCCAUGAGCCACACCGUGCCGCGACUAGUCAGCAACCGCGCCAGCAUCGCGCAAUUCGAAGCCUGGCGCGAGACAUACCGCCGACAGAUGAACUCCUGGAAACUACAGCUCGAGCGCGCCCGGUUCGACGUCGGCUCUCGCCACUUCGCCAUCACCGUCGACGGCCGCGAGCUGAUCUCAGCCCCGCCGCAGCAGGUCAGCCUCACCUGCAACUACUGCACGCGCCCGCUAGCCCAGCACGACGCCACUUCGGAGCUCUCUCCCUCCGCCGCCGCGGGCGAAAUCGUUCAUCAGACGGCGAGCAAUCCGCUCGGCGGGUCUUCGGCCAUGUCGGGCACGGUCUGUCCGCGCUGCGGGAGACAUAUGCCGCGGUGUGGCGUGUGCACACUUUGGCUGGGCGCACCAGACCCGAUGUCUCGCGCGGGUAUUGCGGCGGAUGCGGAGCCUAAGUCCCAUCACUCGCGCAAGCCCAGCGAGGCUGAGAUUAUGCGAAGGUUUGUGGUGUUUUGUAUCCAUUGCAACCAUGGGUUCCAUGCGCACCAUGCUCGCGACUGGUUUCUGCGGCAUAAGGUGUGUCCGGUGGCGGAGUGCAGCUGUAUUUGCGAUCGCUGA
Molecule: messenger RNA, 1404 nt
Organism: Penicillium lagena
Lineage: Eukaryota; Fungi; Ascomycota; Eurotiomycetes; Eurotiales; Aspergillaceae
Exons: 1
Coding region: 1-1404 (467 amino acids)
Biological process (GO): positive regulation of TORC1 signaling
Cellular component (GO): cytoplasm
Source: RefSeq, a predicted model, not a curated record